CAAAUUUGAUUAUGCAAAUCUAUCACAAAUGCAGCAUAUUAUUAUUCACUGUUUUGUAUAGUUGAAAUUUAUUUAUAUUUUUAGAAAUUACAGAAUUCAUUAAGACACCUUCCACUGCUCAACCUGGUACAUUUGACAUUCUUAAACUUGCACUAACACAUAUGACUAUUAAUGAAUUAAUAUAUUGUGAUUUUCUACUUUUGAUUCAGCAGAAGCCGUGCCGCCGUCAGUGGCCCUCGGCACACCCCGACAGCAGCCCUUGGACACGCCCCCGACAGAGGCCCUCGGCACGCCCCCAACAGCGGCCCUCAGCAUGCCCCGACUGCGGCUAUUGACUACUCUUUGAAAUUUAAGCACUUUGCAAAAGAAUGGAAUCCUAUCCAGGACAAACUGCUCAAUUAUGUGCUGGACACAGAAGCAGAAAUUAUUGUGAAAGAAGGGCCUUUAUGUAUCACACGUGAAGAAUUCUGGAGCCUGGGGUUGCUAAGAGACAUGGAUUAUCAUAUUGGGAAUGCCUGCUUUAAAUUGAUUCAUGAAGCAGCUCAUCAACGUGGCAAAGACAUUUAUAUAGAGGACAUGUUCGUUGUUCCUACAUGGAAGGAUACACAAAGCAACAUCACUGCCAACUUUCCAGGCUUGCCACGCCAGAUCUGUUGGAAUGACUGUGGGAUUUUUAUGCUUAUGUAUACCCUUUCCAUUGUGACAAGCACAGGGUUUCAAUUCCAGGAGAUGGACAUGCCUUUGAUUCGGAAGUGGUGGUGUCUUCUAAUGGAGCGUUUUAAAAUUGAUGGGUAUGGCCAGAGGUUUCAGCCAAUAUUCAGAGUGCCAAGGAAGUGUGCCAUCACUGAGAAAAUUCCAGCCCACAUGCAGGCUGUCUUUGACCGCACUGCAGAAGAAAAGAGACUGGUGGACUUCAUUGUACAUUCACCGGGAGCUGAACAGCAUUUGGACGUACUCAGCGGGAAGACUUCAAAGUGGUAUCCUCCGAAGUCCUUUCGCCCGGUGCCUGUCUACCUUGACAGUGAAGAACAGCAGGACAACCUUUUUACUUUUCUGAAGUCAGUACUACAUAAAACAACUAUGCACCUGAGCUUCACGGAUGAAGUGGUGUUCUAUUUCCAGAGGAAUGCAUAACAAUAUAAUGUAUUGUGCAUGUUUCUGCCCUUUCAAACCCUACUGUAUAUUAUACCUUAUGCUACUUAUGUACAGACCUGUGUAUAUUUCAAUUAACAAUUUUCUUUUGAUAUGCCAUCAUAUAUGGCCUGGCUGGCUUCAGAAUUUGUCUCUGCAGGAUGCUAAGCAGGCCUUCCUCUCUCGUCCUGAUUAUCAUCACAGUGAAGUGGAAGAAUUUAAUAGGUUGAUAGAGAAACAAUUGAGAAAAAAGUGGAGAGCAUCCAGGUGGUGGGUGGUGCUGCUGCAUACAUCACAAUGUGUGCUUUACAUAUUUAAAGGUCAGGAAAAGUCAUGUCAGUAAUAUGUUAUUUCUAUUCAGAUUUCUUGCAUCUCUCUCUACACUCUCAGAAAAAAAAGGUACAAAAGCUGUCACUGGGGUGGAACCUUUUCAAAAUGUACACCUUUUUGUACCCUUUAGGUAC
Messenger RNA from Cyprinus carpio (common carp), 1595 nucleotides. RefSeq lists its product as uncharacterized. The record is from RefSeq and is a predicted model, not a curated record. Lineage: Eukaryota; Metazoa; Chordata; Actinopteri; Cypriniformes; Cyprinidae.